Molecule: messenger RNA, 8037 nt
Organism: Sardina pilchardus (European sardine)
Lineage: Eukaryota; Metazoa; Chordata; Actinopteri; Clupeiformes; Clupeidae
Gene: samsn1b
Product: SAM domain, SH3 domain and nuclear localisation signals 1b
Exons: 6
Coding region: 4034-5596 (520 amino acids)
Molecular function (GO): protein binding
Source: RefSeq, a predicted model, not a curated record
AUGAAAAUGGUUUUAGAAGCCUUCAAUUCAACCUGAAAGACUCGAUAGGCAACCUUAGAUUAAUUCAUUAAUUCAUUACGGUUACAAGACCGCAUUUCCGUGAAUAGGCUAUUAUUGUCAAGGCGAAGACGAAAGAGAUCUAGCAACUUAGAAUAUAUGGAUCUCGUUAUGCAUGUUCAUGUUGAUUCAGAGAUAGACAUAGACUACCGUGGGCUACUGUGCGUCAAUAUAACAGCAUUUUAUCAUGUGGUGAAUUAAUGACUAACGUCAGUUUAACAUGUCAGAACUUUUGAUCGGCGUUUCAAGUGCAUGCCGCGAAUAAAUGAACUCGACUGACUGAAUCCUUUAUAUUUCUUGGCUAAGUGCGAAGAGAUUGACACUCGAACUGUGGCGUAACUAGUUGAGGCAUCUUAAUCAUACGUCAGCGACCGGGGUUCAAAACUUACUCUACGAACCUCCGGAACCCAUUAAGACAAGAGGCAUUAUUUUAUUAAAAAGUUUUGCGAUUUUUUUUAUGAUUGCGAUGUCUGCUGAAAAGAAAAGUUAAUAUGUGAAUUCGUGGUUCAGCGCGCACACACGCGCACACACACACACACACACACACACACACACACACACACACACACACACACACAUUUUUUACAUUUACAUAAUAGGGCUCGGGCACACGCCUUGCAUUCUAGGAAUAUCGCAGCCAUUGGUAUAACACUGAACGUAAUAUCCAUUCGUUCAGAUGCACAAGACAAGAAGCAGAAAUAUAGUAGCGAUUUAUUCUUUUCCUCUUGCGAUCGUGGGUUGCACUGUUACACCCCACUACACAGCAACAUACUACCAAGAAGGCAAAAACUAAGUAACAGGAACACACUAAAAGGCGGGAGUAAAUCCAUAGUAAUCCAUAGUAAACUAAGGAGUGAAGCUGCCAAUGUGGCUGUGCCCGCGAAGUUUUGAUGUCUUGAUCCCGAGCCCUGUGUCAGGAAGUGUCUGUCGAGAGAGAGGGGGAAGGGAGGCAAUCGUCCUCAAUGCCUCAUAUAGGUAGGCUAUAAUGUCUAGUGAACUGGUUAGACAAGUGUGGGGGAGGGGGAAUGAUCGCACAAGACAAUUGCUCUUCAUGAAAUGGGUAGUCUCACAGACGUUUGUCGAUGUUUAAACGUAGCCUACUACAUCACUUGCGAAAUCGUGAAAAGACGUGGCACAUAGAAUUAUUAGGCUACUGGAUUUAAUAUAGCAAGUCCAUAGACUUUGUUCAUCCUAUAUUAGCCUAUAUUAAAAUGUAAUGUGCUGCGGGGAAGCAUUGGGGAAGUCAGUUUAAGUUGUCCUGUAACAAUUUGCCUCUUAUUAUAAUCAAGAGUAUGCAGCCACUACGCACAUAAUAGCCUAGGUUAUUACCCCAUGCAAAAGAAGGCCUUGAGUUAACGGACUGAAGGCCUGUUAAACAUGUCAUGUCAAACAUGCAUUAAAUCUAAGAAACGAAAAACACAAAUAUCAUGUAUUGUGUGGUAAACAGUUAAUGACUUCGUGGCUGGCCACUAUGCGCAACUGCAUCGCGCAGUGAGCUGAAGGAUAGGAGGACUGACACUUAUUAACACAAAGCUUUGUAAAGCACUAACAACCACCCCUCAAAGUUCAUUGUCCAUAAGUCCAAACAAUAAGUAUAAAAAUCCGACAAUCCAAAACGAUAACGAGAUCUCCCAGAAACGAAAAACAAGUUUGUUGAGUAGCCUAGUCCUUCCAACAAUCUCAGCUUUUGCGUUUGUUAGAUAAAAGGCAUUCUGUCCUGCUGUACUCCAAUGAGAAAAAAUCAUCCACAAGGUAGGCUAAGGGUCACGGUAAUGCAGCAUGCAGGAAUCUAUAUACGCACAAAACGAAUGAAUGGGUUAUAUCGGCCAAAACGAAUGAAUGGGUUGGGAGAGUCGUCUGGCUGUGUCAGCAGACUGCAGUCGGUCUCGAGGGGUUAAAUAGCGCACGUACUUGAAUUUUAAUCUGAAGAAGACCACACGGUCGAAACGUCAUUCCUUUGUGAUAAAGAAAAUAAAAUCAAAUCAAAAAAGAAGGAUUUCAAGUGUGCGAACCUUUUUCCAUUUUUUAUGAUUUAGCCUACUCUUGUUCUGCACCUUGACCGGGGAUGUGCACAAACUUUUUUACUACACUUGAAUUUUAAACCAACUCUUCUCUAGCCUAUAUCCUAUAGCCAUACUUUAAUAAUCAGAUGUUAUGCUCAUUUUUGUAGGCUACACCUCACCGGCAAGCACGCACGCAAAUGCUGCUUUUGCACAUCUACAAUAUUGGCCAGGCUAUAUAGAAUAGGCUUUUAGGACUGUAUUUUGCCUUCGUGCAACUUCAGAUGUGCUCAAUCUAAAUUGUCCAAUCCUAAUUUUGUCAGUAAGGAUAGGUCAUAUUACCAAAUGGCGAACCUCGAAAAUUAUUUAGGAUAUAGAGCCGUGUCCAUUACGCAUGCAGUUAUUUGUUAGGCUAUUGUUUUAUUUGAGUGUUUUUGUCUACCAUGGCAAACAUAGUUGAAACGUUCGCUCUAAACUUAUGUAUUUCCAAUCGGCUUUCACAAUCAGCUACAGCUGCGGCGCGGCGCAGAUGAUCGCCAUGAAAACUUGCAAUGUCUUUACAGAACUGCUUUCACUUCCCCGAGUCGCGAACGCAACAUGCACAACAACCGAUAUUUAGCAAACACAUGUAUUUCCAGCUCUCAAAACCGAUGAGGUCCAGAUCUCAGUGUCCUCAUAUAGCUGCCUACAGCCAUGCAUAGUAAGCCUAAUGAUAGCCUAAUAGUUAUGACAUUAAUAGCCUAUUAAUGACCUCAUGUCGGAAUGGCACGUUGUUUGAAAAAAAAAAAAAAGUUAAAUAGGCCUAGGCCUACCGCCGAGUGGGGAUAUGUCGGAAUGAACAGCGGAUACCAGCUGGGUUGUAAAACAUUACUGUAGGCUAUUCGUUGAUCUUAUCGAUGCAGUCCUUGCGGCCACUUCUCCCCAUCGUAGGAAACUUUCUGCUUAGUGUUGACAACACAAAGGCCUUCACGUUGUGUGGCAGUGCUUGCUUGCCCUUCGAUCCAUCCCAGUUGGUGGUUUUGCACCUGUCCCUGAGUUAUAGUCUAUGAGUAAGCGCUUAUGCUCUAACCGCAUAAUAAAAGAAGCACCUGCAGCAGUGCUUAUGGCAAGGCUAUUAACACCUGUCACUGAGCUAUGGACAACCAGUUAUGCUCGAAAAUUAUCAUAAUAACAGACACACCUAAUUGUAUGGCUCUACGUUUAAACACAUCAAAUUAGCAAGCAUUUCCGCAGCAACGUUUGCUUUCUUUUUCUGUCGGUCCGCGGUUGCUUGGUCAAUUGCGCAGCAAAUUGACCAUUACAUUACUUAUAUAGCCUAUUUCUUACAACGAAACGCGAAGAAAAAAUACGAGGACUGACCAUCUCGUUUCUCCGCGUUUCCCCCAAUACCAUGGCGACAAAGAGAAAUAAAUAUGAUUUGACAUUUAAGCUGAUAGCUGACAAAUUUGCCACACAAUUCGGGAGAAGCAGCGGACAGGAGCGCCACCACAAGCAAGCACUUCUAGCCCAAAUUAACAUGGCAACGUUGCCUAUGACUAAAGUGUCUAAGUAGGCUAGUCCUACUAAUAUUACAUUUGAUUGGUAGCAUGUUUGUAGCGCGCCAGUUUACCCAUCCCCUACAUCAAAACAGCUUAGAAUCAAUCAAAGAAUCAGCUGUGUCGGCGUUAGGCUGUAGGCGAUUUUCUAUAACCAUUUUCAUUCAUUUCAACAAUGGUUCAUUGAAACGUCGUUUGAAUAAUUUCGCCAGUCAUCACCUUCAUUGUUAUGAUUAAAUGAGAUUAAGGAGUCGACUAUUGACGGAUAUGCGGUCUUCAUCAUUUUGAAAUGCGGGAUGAAACUUUCUGCCACCUGGUGGUUGUUUGGGUACAUUGCCUUAGCCUCGAAAAAAAUCGGCUUGACGGCCUGCGGGAUCUCUUCGGGAGUCCCGCGGGAGAAGGUGCAUUCUCAACCCGUACCCACUGUAUGUGUGUAUAUGCAUGUUUGUGUGCAUGUGUGUAUGUAUGCGUGUGUGUGCAUGUGUGUAUGCAUGUGUAUGUGUGUGUGUGUGUGUGUGUGUGUAUACGCAUGUGUGUGUGUGUGUGUACACAUGUGAGUGUGUGUGUGUGUAUGUGUGUGUGUGUGUGCGCGUAUAUACACGUGUGUGUGUGUGUGUGUGUGUGUGUGUGUGUGUGUGUAUACACGUGUGUGUGUGUGUGUGUGUGUGUGUGUGUGUGCGCGCUUGUAUACACGCGCGUGUGUGUGUGUAUAUGAGCAUGUGUGUGUGUGUGUAUACACAUGUGUGCAUGUGUGUGUGUAUACACGUGUGUGUGUGUGUGUGUAUACAUGUGUGUGUGUGUGUGUGUAUAUGCGCGCGUGUGUGUGUGUGUGUGUGUGUGUGUAUACACAUGUGUGUGUGUGUGUGUGUGUAUACACGUGUGUGUGUGUGUGUGUGUGUAUACACGUGUGUGUGUGUGUGUGUGUGUGUAUACAUGUGUGUGUGUGUGUGUGUGUGUGUGUGUGUAUACACAUGUGUGUGUGUGUGUGCGUGUGUGUGUGUGUGUGCUGUAAAGUCCACUGCAGAGACAGCUGAGGCCCCUGAUGGUGAGCAGGCCAGACACGGGACCAUCGGGAGGAAGAUGAAGGCCAUCUCCAUGACGAUGCGCAAACGCAUGGGCAGGAAGUACAUCACAGCCCUGUCGGAGGAAGCGAGAGAGGACCCGGAGGGAGACCACGAGGCCGAGGGGGACGCGGACGCCGCCGCUGCUCUGGCCAAAGCCUGCAGGAGGUCCAGCAACUCCCUGGAGAGCCUGUACAGCCGCCACAGUGGACACAGCUCCAGCCUCUACAGCCGCCACAGUGGACAGAGUUCCUCCAGUGGGAUCACGAGCGGUUCUGAGGUGUCCAGCAACAGAGACAGCCUGCGUCUGGAGGAGGAGGUUCCGUACACGGGCCAGUUCUGCGGCCGCGCCCGCGUGCACACCGACUUCGUGCCCAGCCCCUACGACACCGAGUCCCUCAGACUCAAGGUGGGGGACGUGAUUGAGGUCAUCAGCAGGCCAGCCAUGGGCAUCUGGACGGGCAGGCUGAACGGCCGCGUGGGCAGCUUCAAGUUCAUCUACGUGGACAUGCUGGUGGAGAAGGAGCCGGAGCCGCGGAGGAGGACCACGUCCCAGGGCAGGAGUCGCCGGCCGCGCCCCAACACCCUGCUGGAGCUGCUGGCAUGCCUCGACCUGGAGGAACACGCCUCCUCUCUGAUGCUGAACGGGUACCAGACGGUGGAUGACCUGAAGGAGCUGAAGGAGCAGCAUCUGAUCGAGCUCAACAUGAUGGACCCCGAGCAGCGGCACCGGCUGCUGAACGCCACAGAGAGUCUCCAGGAACCCAAGGCCCCAAAAGACGGCGAGGCUGACGAGGAGGCCACGUCUCCGUGCGAGGCCCAGAAGGCGGAGUUGAAGGAGUUGAAGGAGUGUCCGCGCGACUCGGGGUGCUACAUCCCCUCCGACGUCUCCGACAGCAGCAGCAAAGACGAUACACUCAACAGCUCACCAGCAGAAGCCUGACGCCUGGACUCACCCACACACACACACACAUACACACACACACACACCCAUAACAUGCACACACACACACCCAUAACAUGCACAUACACACGCAUACACACCCAUAACAUGCACAUACACACACAUACACACCCAUAAACACCCAUAACAUGCACAUACACACGCAUACACACCCAUAACAUGCACACACACACAUACACACAGAUAAACACCCAUAACAUGCACACACACACACAUACACACGCAUACACACCCAUAACAUGCACACACACACAUACACACGCAUACACACCCAUAACAUGCACACACACACACACAUACACACGCAUACACACCCAUAACAUGCACACACACACACAUACACACGCAUACACACCCAUAACAUGCACACACACACACAUACACACGCAUACACACCCAUAACAUGCACACACACACACAUACACACGCAUACACACCCAUAACAUGCACACACACACACAUACACACACAUACACACCCAUAACAUGCACACACACACACAUACACACCCAUAACAUGCACACACACACAUACACACCCAUAACAUGCACACACACACAUACACACCCAUAACAUGCACAUGCACACAGAUGCGGACGAGACUCCAAAGCCCUCUGGGCUGCUCUGUCCACGUGUGCUGCCAUCCCUUCAGCUGGACACCGCUGCAGCUCGGACAUCACAUCACGUCACAUGACAUCAGGUCACAUGACAUCACAUCACGUCACAUGACAUCACAUCACAUGACGUCACAUGACGUCAAGUGACGUCACGUCACAUCACAUCACAUCACAUGACAUCACGACUCAUGACAUCACAUCACAUCACAUGACAUCACAUCACAUCACGUCACAUCACAUGACAUCAGGUCACAUGACAUCACAUCACGUCACAUCACAUGACAUCAGGUCACAUGACAUCACAUCACGUCACAUGACAUCACAUCACAUGACGUCAAGUGACGUCACGUCACAUCACAUGACAUGACAUAACGACACAUGACAUCACAUCACAUCACAUCACAUGACAUCACAUCACAUCACAUGACGUCACAUGACAUGACAUCACGGCACAUGACAUCACGACACAUGACAUCACGUCGCAUCACAUGACGUCACAUCACAUGACAUCACAUCACGUCACAUGACAUCACAUCACGACACAUGACAUCAAGACACAUGACAUCACGUCACAUCACAUGACAUGACAUCACGACACAUGACAUCACGUCACAUCACAUGACAUCACAUCACAUGACAUCACAUCACGUCACAUGACAUCACAUCAUGACACAUGACAUCACAUCACAUCACGUCACAUCACAUGACAUCACAUCACGUCACAUGACCACAUCACGACACAUGACAUGACAUCACGUCACGUCACAUGACAUCACGUCACAUCACAUGACAUCACAUCACGUCACAUGGCCAGACUGCAGUUCUUCUGUAGCAUUGGACUGUUGUACUGUGUGUGUGCUAGCAGCAUGUGGAUCUGCAUUCUGCACCCUAUGCUGUGUAGGAUUUAGAAGCAUUUCACAGUUGGAGAUUGUUCUGGUGGACGUGUGUAAGAGGAGGAAAUGUUCUGGUUUGUUUCUUCUAUAGAGACUUCAGUGUGGUGUUCAUAGCAAUAAUAAAAACACACACACACUCAGCCCAGAGGUCAUCUGAUACGGCCCCGUGCUGCCCCCUGGAGGUCAACUCUGUUUAUUACUCUGCUGUUGUGCUCUUGAACACAGCAGCUCUGUACAUAACUCUGGUGUUGUGCUCUUGAACACAGCAGCUCUGUUUAUAACUCUGGUGUUGUGCUCUUGAACACAGCAGCUCUGUUUAUAACUCUGGUGUUGUGCUCUUGAACACAGCAGCUCUGUUUAUAACUCUGGUGUUGUGCUCUUGAACACAGCAGCUCUGUAGCUCUGGUGUUGUGCUCUUGAACACAGCAGCUCUGUACAUAACUCUGCUGUUGUGCUCUCGAACACAGCAGCUCUGUACAUAACUCUGGUGUUGUGCUCUUGAACACAGCAGCUCCGUUUAUAACUCUGGUGUUGUGCUCUUGAACACAGCAGCUCUGUUUAUAACUCUGGUGUUGUGCUCUUGAACACAGCAGCUCUGUUUAUAACUCUGCUGUUGUGCUCUUGAACACAGCAGCUCUGUAGCUCUGGUGUUGUGCUCUUGAACACAGCAGCUCUGUUUAUAACUCUGGUGUUGUGCUCUUGAACACAGCAGCUCUAUUUAUAACUCUGGUAUUGUGCUCUUGAACACAGCAGCUCUGUUUAUAACUCUGGUGUUGUGCUCUUGAACACAGCAGCUCUAUUUAUAACUCUGGUGUUGUGCUCUUGGCCAAAGGCAUGACUGAGACCAUCCUGUUCUAUUUUAUGUAUAAAAUAAAUAUUCUGAAUGGUCAUAACAAAUACUGCAGUUGAU